This is a messenger RNA of Microthlaspi erraticum, 1491 nucleotides long. The record is from the annotation of a GenBank genome assembly. NCBI's taxonomy places the organism in Eukaryota, Viridiplantae, Streptophyta, Magnoliopsida, Brassicales, Brassicaceae.
AUGAUGAUGAAGAUCCUCACGCCGUUAUCUCCUUCCCAGUGCGCUUCUCGCGUUCCCAAUCUCCACCUCUCUGUAUCGUUUCUUCACAGCGUGGCAAUAUCUUCGAACACGAAGCUUCCUGUAGAGGUAGAAGAUGACGCGGAAACCGUUUACCGGAUGAUCAAUGCAUCAAAUCUACAAGGUCAAUUGAAGGAAUCGUUGAGCUCCAGUGGAAUCCACUUGUCCAAGGACUUAAUCGAUCGUGUUCUGAAGAGGGUGAGGUUCAGCCAUGGAAACCCUCUCCAAACCCUAGAGUUUUACAGGUACGCCGGUGCCAGAAAAGGGUUUUAUCACUCGGCGUUUUCUCUAGACACAAUGCUCUACAUCCUCGGCAGAAACCGAAAGUUCGAUCAAAUCUGGGAGAUUCUGAUUGAAACCAAGCGAAAGGAUCGGUCUUUGAUAUCGCCGAGGACGAUUCAAGUGGUGUUAGGUAGAGUAGCUAAGCUCUGUUCCGUUAGACAAACAGUCGAAUCUUUCUGGAAGUUUAAGAGACUGGUUCCUGUUUUUUUCGACACUGCUUGUUUCAAUGCUCUCUUGAGAACUCUUUGCCAAGAGAAGAGCAUGACUGAUGCUAGGAAUGUUUAUCAUACUUUGAAGCAUCAGUUUGAGCCUGAUCUGCAGACGUUCAACAUUCUCUUAUCAGGUUGGAGAUCAUCGGAAGAAGCGGAAGCUUUCUUCGAGGAAAUGAAAGGAAAGGGGCUAAAGCCUGAUGUGGUUACGUAUAACUCUCUGAUUGAUGUGUAUUGCAAGGAUAGAGAGAUUGAGAAAGCUUAUAAGCUGAUAGAUAAGAUGCGUGAGGAAGAUGAGACUCCAGAUGUUAUCACUUACACAACUAUAAUUGGCGGUUUGGGGUUGAUUGGUCAGCCUGAUAAAGCUAGAGAGGUUUUGAAGGAGAUGCAAGAGUAUGGAUGUUGUCCUGAUGUUCCAGCUUAUAACGCUGCAAUCAGAAACUAUUGCAUUGCGAGGAGGCUCAGGGAUGCGGAUACGUUGGUGGAUGAGAUGGUGAAGAAGGGUUUGUCUCCGAAUGCGACUACUUACAAUCUGUUUUUCCGUGUUUUGUCGCUGGCGAAUGAUUUGGGACGGUCUUGGGAGCUGUAUGAGAGAAUGUUGGGGAAGGGGUGUUUGCCGAAUACUCAGUCUUGUAUGUUCUUGAUUAAGAUGUUUAAGAGACACGAGAGAGUUGAUAUGGCGAUGCGGUUGUGGGAAGAUAUGGUUGUGAAAGGUUUCGGCUCGUAUAGUUUGGUUUCGGAUGUGCUUUUGGAUUUGCUCUGUGAUUUGGCUAAAGUUGAUGAAGCUGAGAGAUGUAUGCUUGAGAUGGUUGAGAAAGGACAUAGACCGAGUAAUGUCUCUUUCAAAAGGAUCAAGCUGUUGAUGGAGCUAGCGAAUAAGCAAGAAGAGCUUGAAAACUUGAAACAGAAGAUGUCUAUUUUCGUUACAGAGAUUCCGACUUGA